Messenger RNA from Drosophila willistoni, 2392 nucleotides. RefSeq names its product G2/mitotic-specific cyclin-B3 (gene CycB3). The record is from RefSeq and is a predicted model, not a curated record. Gene Ontology annotation, molecular function: cyclin-dependent protein serine/threonine kinase regulator activity. Lineage: Eukaryota; Metazoa; Arthropoda; Insecta; Diptera; Drosophilidae. Bases 277 to 2028 code for a protein of 583 amino acids. Gene Ontology annotation, biological process: mitotic cell cycle phase transition; regulation of cyclin-dependent protein serine/threonine kinase activity. The transcript has a single exon. Gene Ontology annotation, cellular component: centrosome; nucleus; cyclin-dependent protein kinase holoenzyme complex.
UAUCAUCUUUGCUUUGUAUCUUUCCAAGUGCCGUUAUGAACAGAGCGGCCCAGCGCCAAAACUCCAGUUGAACAAAAAAGAAAAAUAAGUGAGUUUUGUGUGUGUUCAACUAAGACGCUUUGAUUUCUACAAAAAGUUCAAAAACACAAAAAGAAAUUGCCUUGAACAAACCGAAAGCAAUUCAAACAACGCUGAGCACGCACCAAGAAAAGGGCAGCAACGAGGAUACCAAAGAACGCAACAACAGCCCUUAGCCACUUACGCAGCAUUUCCAAAAUGGCGCCGACCAAAGGAGCAAUAAUGGGAGCCACCGCUGCCUCCAGCAAUGUGAACCCUCUCAUGGCCAUGCCAGCCGCACGGAAGGGUCCAGGACGUAGGCCAAAUGCCACAAGCCACAACAACAACAAUAUUGAUCCCAAUAUGGAGAACAAACAAACGCGCUCCAAACGCAAAGCCGACAAUAGUCCCAUCAAGAAUGAGAAGGUGAAACGCUCGGCCUUGGGCAACCUGACCAACAAUGUAAAGAUCAGCAGCGGGUUGAUGCAUCAAAACGAUGACGACAUUAAGUCUAAGAAACCCACAGCACAACAGCUCCAAGUUCACAUGGACGGCAAGAACAAUGAGAAUCUUAAAGUGAAUAACCUAGUCCCCGCCAGCAAAAUGAUAACAAGAGCUGCAGCUUGCACCAAGUUGGAGGCAUCUAUGGAGCAUUGUCACAAAGUGUUGGACAAGUUCGAGGAGGCUCUGGCAACUCGUCAAAAAAGUCGGAAACUACCACCGCCGCCGGCGCCCAAAAAGACUGAAUCGCAGGUUAAUAACUUGCAACUUUUGGCUCCACCAGCUCCAGCUGCAGUGGGGGCAGUGGCGGCUUCCAGUAUUAAGCCAGCUCGUCGAAUUUCCAAUGAUUUUAACAAGACUGAAGAGAGUUUAUACAUGUCCGCCUUGGAGGAUAUCUCGACGUCGGAGUCCAUGCGCCUGUCUGGCAAUUUUGAGGCAAUGAGGAGACGUUCUGCCAAGAUGCAACAAUCAGCGGAGCCCCAAGAACAACAAAAGACUGAUGCCAGCUCAGCUGAUGGCAGCAGCUUACCAGAUGCUGCAGCUGCUGCCGCCGCCGCCGCUGCUGCUGCUGCCACUUUGGUACCGUGCCCAAUUCUACCGGUGCCAGACGAUGUGGAGGAUUUCGAUCGCAAGAAUUGGGACGAUCCCUUCCAGGUAUCACACUAUGCCAUGGAUAUAUUCAAUUAUUUGAAGACGCGUGAACCCGAAUUCCGGAUCGAUGAUUAUAUGCCACGACAAAUUCACUUGACCCCAUGGAUGAGAACUUUGCUGGUAGACUGGAUGGUUGAAGUUCAAGAGACAUUCGAGCUAAAUCACGAGACCCUGUACUUGGCCCUCAAAAUUGUUGAUCUCUAUUUGUGCCGCCAGGUGAUUCAUAAGGAAAUGCUUCAGCUUUUGGGUGCCGCCGCAUUUUUCAUCGCAUGCAAAUAUGAUGAGCGGCAACCACCGCUAAUUGAAGACUUCCUGUAUAUCUGCGAUGGGGCCUACACACACGAGGAGCUGGUGAAAAUGGAGAUGAAUACGCUGCGUGUGAUCAACUAUGAUCUGGGCAUUCCACUCUCGUAUCGCUUCCUCCGGCGCUAUGCUCGUUGUGCCAAGGUUCAGAUGCCCACGCUGACCUUGGCGCGAUAUAUACUGGAGCUGUCGCUAAUGGAUUAUGCCACCAUACAGUUUAGUGACUCAAAAAUGGCAUCGGCUGCUCUCUACAUGGCCUUGCGUAUGCAUGGCGGCGCCGCGCAAUUGGAUGAACAAACCUGGAAUUCAACAUUGAUCUACUACACCGGCUAUCAGUUGGAGGAAUUUGCCGAAAUAAUUCCCAUUCUCAAUGCUGGACUGCAUCGCAAACCGAGGGCCACCAUCAAAACGAUACGGAACAAAUACUCGCACAAGAUAUUCCAUGAAGCUGCUAAAGUUCCAUUACUGACCAAUCAGGAACUAUUCCAAAAUAAUCUCAAAAUAGACAUCGUUUAAAGAACAAUUAUCAUCGAUUAAUUGAUUAGCCAAAUUUUACUACCACAAGCAAAAAGUGUUACGCUUCUAGCUAAGAUUAUUUAACCUUUUCAUUCUGUGUACACUUAACUUUAAUAUUUUUGAUAAUUUUAAAUUUAUUUUUAUUGUUUGUCUCACAUAAUUCGCACCCCCAUCUUUUAUUAUUAACCAUGAUUUUAACACCCUAAAAAACAAAAAAAAAAAACAAAAAAACAAAUAACCAAAACUUAAAAACUGCCAAUAUUAAUUGAUUUUCUAACCGAUAUUUCUCAUUGUAACUGUAAGUCAUUUUGCAACGUUUUAAUAAAUGUAAUUUAUAAGUCCUCAUAAACCCAAUAGAGUAACG